AUGAAGUCUUCGCUCUUCGCCGCCUUGGUCAGCGGCACCAUUGCUGGUGUGGUCGCCUCCCCCAUGGACGAGCUCUUCGGCCGCCAAGCCACUUGCAACCGCGACAACUGCUUCCGUGCGGUCAUCGGCUCUAAGCCCGGCCCGGCGGUGGCGUCGGCGGACUGUUCUUCAUGGAUGCAAGUCACCGAGACUCCCUGCGCAUCGACCGUGACGGAGACUGCAGUCGUCACGUCUUUUACUACCACCUUGAGCAACCCGUACCCGGGCCUUAGGAAGGUGAAGCGCGAGGAGCUGGAAGACCGCCAGGUCUCGUUGACCACCACCGCGGCGGCGGCGGCGUCGUGCACGCCCUCGAGGAACAGUCCGAGCAGCAUGCCGGCUUACAUCGACUCGGCCUGCAAGUCCACCAUCGGAACACUCGUCCCCACGGCGCGCUACUCGUCUGCCUGCUCGUGCGACGGUAUCACCGCCGCGACGACGACGCUCCCCGCUGCUGUCGUCACCGUGACCAGCACCAGCACCGUGGAGGCCGCCUUCACGCCCACGAACAAGCCCACGGCCUUCGUCCUGCAAGGCUCCGGCGACAGGAGUCUGUACGUGACGGUCGACGGCAACGGAGCACUGCGCCUGGUCCGUGACGUCACGGCGGCCACGCCCUUCUACGUCGACAAUGCCGGGCAGAUGCGCAACUACAACAGCCCGGACAAGACGCUCGUCGACUACUACCAGCCCGACCCGGCCACUGCCAACGACAAGGUGUACAGCGACGUGCAGCGCGUAGGGAACUACCCGAUCACCUGUGGCAACGUCGGGCGCAACGCGGGCGAGUACUAUGGCAACUGCCAGUCGAGCGGCUCGCCCACCGGAAACCCCGUCGUGUAUGGUUUUGGAUACUGCCCCAACCAGGGCGGUUACGUGUACAUGAUCCCAAACAACUCGAAUGUGCGCUGCGCUGGAGGUUAUGCUUUCCUGGGCUUCUUUCUCCAGUCGUACCCGAGCAGUGCCUAG
Colletotrichum spaethianum is the source of this 1008-nucleotide messenger RNA. RefSeq lists its product as uncharacterized. The transcript has a single exon. The record is from RefSeq and is a predicted model, not a curated record. NCBI's taxonomy places the organism in Eukaryota, Fungi, Ascomycota, Sordariomycetes, Glomerellales, Glomerellaceae. The coding region runs from base 1 to 1008 and encodes 335 amino acids.